ACACAUGCAUGCAUGCAUGCAUGUAUUGGUAAUAUCUCAAAAUUUACUGUGUGGAUUUUUGUGACACGUCUGCUGAAACUAGUGCGUCGUGCAUUUGUCGAGUGAUUUUCAUUAGCUUCAGGUUACUAUACGUGAUUAUUAUUUUUCUAUCAUGUCGGACGCAAACGAUCCAGAAACAAAUCAUUCUGUGCUAAAAGCUGGCCAUCCACCAGCUGUGAAAGUGUCUGGCGGAGUACGGAUUACUCAACAUAAAUUGCCAACGGAAAAGCCAAAUGCUGUAAAAAUCCAGGGUAGUAAGGAUAAUAAUGAUGAUGAUGAUGAUGAUGAACAUGCAAUGCCAGAAUCACCACCGAAACCUAUGAUUAUGAGCGUAUCGGGAGCACCAGUUCGUGGCAAUGAAGAUUUUCCAGCAGAUUCAGUACGGGCAUAUCAUGAUAAGAAGCCAAUGCCAACAAAUGAAUGUCGUCCGUUGAAUAAAUCCAAUCAUUUCAUACAUCAACCAAAAAAAUGAUUUCAUUAUGAGAAAUGCAUCGACUAUAGACCAAAAUCUUUCUUUGUCUAUUUUUUUUAUUUUUCUCUAUGUAUUUCUAUAAUUUGGUUGAUGAAUAAAAAUUUUUUUUUCA
Molecule: messenger RNA, 623 nt
Organism: Dermatophagoides farinae (American house dust mite)
Lineage: Eukaryota; Metazoa; Arthropoda; Arachnida; Sarcoptiformes; Pyroglyphidae
Product: death-associated protein 1
Biological process (GO): negative regulation of autophagy; apoptotic signaling pathway; cellular response to amino acid starvation
Molecular function (GO): death domain binding
Source: RefSeq, a predicted model, not a curated record